AUGAUAAUCGUGUUUGCAAAAAAAAAUGGCAGAGUUAUUGAGGCACAACAAUUGUUGGAUGAAAUGUCUCACAGAAACAUUAUUCCAUGGAACACUGUGAUUGCUGGGUAUCUUCACAAUAACAUGGUGGAACAAGCCAAUAAGUUGUUUGAUAUGAUUCCUGGGAGGGACAAUUUUUCGUGGGCUUUGAUGGUUACUUGCUAUACGCGUAAAGGGAAGCUUGUAAAGGAUUUGGUUUCUUAUAACUCUAUGUUAGCUGGUUAUACGCAGAAUAGGAAAUUGAGUUUGGCAAUGCGGUUCUUUAUUUCAGAUCCUAAUGCUGUUUCUUGGGUUACCAUGUUAUGUGGGUUUGCUAGACACGAAAAGAUUUUAGAGGCUAGGAAACUCUUUGACAGAAUGCCUUGUAAGAAUCUGGUUUCUUGGAAUGCGGUGAUUGCAACCUAUGUCCAAGACUUACAAAUUGAUGAAGCUGUUAAGCUGUUCAAAGAAAUGUCGUUGGCUUUAUAUUCUCUGCCAGGAGGGGCUUUUCCAGAAGCUAAGGACAAUGAUCAAGUUCUUGAAGAAAAUCAACCUACAGAGACUAAUGUUGGUUCAAUUCGUGGCCCAACACAAUUUAUGUUUGAAACCGAAGUUGAUCGUAUCUUCUCUACGCCAUUAGGUUCAACUUUGAUGUUUGCUUCUCAUGGGAACCAAAUUGGACUAGUGCACUGGCAAGAGACCCUACGGGGAUACGUUGCUGGAAUUUUAACAACACAGAGAGCCCUUAUUGUUUCGGCGUUACUUGAUUUGCUUGCAGGAACUUCUAUAAAAUUUGACAAGGGACUUCCUUCAUUUAGAUCUCUCUUGUGGGGUGGGCCUGCCCUUCUUUUCUCUGCUACUGCCAUAUGCAGUCUUGGUUGGGGCUUUGAAUGA
Molecule: messenger RNA, 912 nt
Organism: Lathyrus oleraceus (garden pea)
Lineage: Eukaryota; Viridiplantae; Streptophyta; Magnoliopsida; Fabales; Fabaceae
Product: pentatricopeptide repeat-containing protein At4g02750
Exons: 4
Coding region: 1-912 (303 amino acids)
Biological process (GO): RNA modification
Molecular function (GO): protein binding; RNA binding
Source: RefSeq, a predicted model, not a curated record